Messenger RNA from Meloidogyne enterolobii, 515 nucleotides. Lineage: Eukaryota; Metazoa; Nematoda; Chromadorea; Rhabditida; Meloidogynidae. The record is from the annotation of a GenBank genome assembly.
CCCCCGAGAAUUACAAUGCUUUAUUUAAACAUCUUAAAGCUUUUUGGCUUGUGGAAAAAGCGAAUUUGAAUAUUCCUGAAUCCUCAAAUCAUACAGAAGCAUCACAUCAUGAGAAUUUGUCCAUAGUGCCAGUCGAGCAGGAAUCAGCAAAAAAAGGUGAUUUGAUAGAUUUUGGAGGACAACCCAAUUACCUUGCAACGCCCACAGGUAUCACUCGUUGCCAUAAUUUUGCUUAUAAUUGCUCUAAUUUAUUAUUUUAAGCUCAACACAACUCUCCCCAUUCUACUGGGUAUCCACAUCAGAAUCCUUUACAAAUGGUAGUUCAGAAUCAAGGUCAAACUCAACAUAACCCAUACUUAGGUAAAAAUUACAAUCUCAAAAACAUGCUUUAUCAUUUGACCUUAUUUAAAGGUUUGCAGCAUAGUCAUCAGCCUGUACAGGCAUCUUGGAGUCAUCAACAACUGCCAAUUGUCCCCUACUAUAAUCCACCUCAAAAUCAAAACUAUUUUGGUUGA